AAGAAUCCACCAGACCAGAGUCUCUACCAUACGGAAUAAUACCACUCGCUCUGGGAGAAAGAUGGUGACGGGGAGAUGCGAUCUAUGGUUGGCGCUGCGAGAUCGAGCAUUGAUCGCCGCCCUUGUUCCAUCCCUGCACGAUCUUUGUCUGGCAAUUGAGGGAGAGCACCGCACUAAACCAAGAGGGGGAGGGAAUAUUCUUUUUUUCUUCUUUUUUAUAUUUUUUUUUACUCUCUUUGCGUGUGUGUGUGUCAGGUAGACUUAGUGUGAAGCCCCUCCCUAGUGGCGUUGACCUGUCCCGGAAUCCCCCUUGACAAGAGGUGGUGGGUGACUUCUGUAAUGUAUGGAUGGAUGUCUGUACUGUACGUCACCUGCGGCCAUGGUUGGUUUCUCGAAAAGAAAUUAACCAUGAUCCCCAGCCGGUAUGGUAGAAUACA
Messenger RNA from Aspergillus alliaceus, 437 nucleotides. RefSeq lists its product as uncharacterized. Bases 62 to 259 code for a protein of 65 amino acids. The record is from RefSeq and is a predicted model, not a curated record. Lineage: Eukaryota; Fungi; Ascomycota; Eurotiomycetes; Eurotiales; Aspergillaceae. The transcript has a single exon.